Messenger RNA from [Torrubiella] hemipterigena, 1276 nucleotides. Lineage: Eukaryota; Fungi; Ascomycota; Sordariomycetes; Hypocreales; Clavicipitaceae. The record is from the annotation of a GenBank genome assembly.
GUGCUCUUGGAUCCAUGUGUUGCUGCCCAACUUGUACGUCGUCGAAAAGGAGCUCGGAGUAGCGCCUCCGUGAGCUCCACCCGAGCGCCGACGGCCGGCGGGGGCGGCGGACGAAGUCCGAGGUGCGGCUUGGAAAAUAUGAAGCGGGUUCAACAUCGCGGGAUGGGAAGUUGGACGCUUCAUAACCAUUUCAAAACUCGGCAUGUUGGACUUGGCGACAUAUACAGGGCAAGAGGUCCGGCUCAAGGCCAGGUCCAACGAGAUAUGCAGGCCGACGAGCGGCGUGGCUAGGGGUUACAUCCAAGCAAACGUUGUGGUUCUUCCAUCAGAGUAUGCCGACGACUUUCGACGACUUUGCGCGCGCAACCCGGUACCCUGUCCACUGUUGGCUGAAUCUUAUAGGAUCGGCAGCUUCAACCAAGUGAAAUCAUACGUUGAGGGAGUAUCUGGCCAUGCACUGCUUGCCAGCGGCCUCGAUCUGCGACAGGACCUCCCACGCUACAACGUCUACAAAGACGGCGUUUUGCACAAAUCACACACAACAGACAUCACAGCCGAGUGGACAGACAACUAUGUUGCCUUUCUAAUCGGAUGCUCCUACAGUUUCGAGACUGCCCUUGCGGAUGCUGGCCUGCCGCCGCCAGCCAUGGUCCACGGGAGAAACUGCGCAAUGUACCGUACCAAUAUCGCCCUAUGCCCUGCUGGCAGGUUUACGGGUAGUACAUUUGUUGUGUCGAUGCGGUCGUACAAAAGAAGGGAUAUUGAACUGGUCCGUAACAUCACCAGUCGUUUUGGAGCCACGCAUGGAGAGCCGGUUGCAUGGGGCUGGGAUGGCAUGAAGAAUAUCGGCAUCGACAACGUUGAUGAGCCUGUCUGGGGAGAUGCACCACUCGCCAUGAACGGCGAACCGCUAGGCAGAUUCCAAGGCACAGCUGGUGAAGAUGACGAGGUGCCUGUGUUUUGGGCAUGUGGCGUGACGCCCCAAGAAGCUGUCAUGCGGGCUGGGCUGCCCGGAACCGUCAUGUCGCAUGCGCCAGGGUACAUGCUGCUUCUAGAUAUUAAGGACGAGGCGAUCUUAACACCCCCUAUAAUCCGGGGCUUUGGGGGGUUUCAAGCAUCAGCAGACGAUGAGGACGGCAGCGGUGGGAGCGCGGACUGAACGACUAUUAUUUUGUAAUUAGCAUAGCAUCUUCUGUUUGUAGCGUACUCUUAAACGAAUUUUAAGACUUAUUUCAUCGAAUACACGUCCCAAGUCUGGGUCUGCCUGCCUUUCCCC